AUGGCGACCGCUGCAAUCCAUAAUGUCUCAGACGAGACCCUCCCCAAGGAUCCCGUGUCCAUAACGACCAACCCAAUCGUGGAUGCCACACCCGAAUCUACCGAAGCGGAUACUGGUCCUUCUGAGAAAUCCAAGAAGAAGAAGAACAAGAAGAAGAACAAAAAGAAGAACAAGUCUGUUUCGGAACCAGCCGCCGGUACAGAGGAGGCUACUCUCGGUGAUGACCAGGAAAAGGAACCAGUCGAAGAGGAAUCUGCUCCUACCGCAGUGACAGAAGAGGCUCCCGCAACAUCUGAGGCUGAGAAACCGGCCGAAGAAUCUGUUCCCGAGCCCGCUGAAGAAUCCAAACCCGUCGAGCCUGCAUCUGAGCCAGUCACCGAGACCGCUUCUGAAGAGCCUGUUGCUGAGAGUACCCCGGCAACUAAUGGUGACUCUCACGAAGCUCCAGCUGAAACCGAACCCGAAAUCGAAGCACCAGCUCCUGUGUCCGUCGAAGAAACCAAGGUAGCAGAAGAUACCCAGGAUGUGGCCAACGCCGAAACUACCGUCGAGCCCACUCCCACCGAAUCUGUUGACGAGACUCCAGCUGCUGCCCCAGAAGCUCAACCUACCGAGGAACCCGAGACUACAGUGACUGAGAAGACUGAGGAGACAGCUCCAGAACCCGCUAAGGACGAGCCUGUCGAGGAAUCUAAGGCUGUCGACCCCACACCUGAACCGGUUACUGAAGAAGUUUCUGAGGAUACGACUACUGAGACUGCCGCCGAGACUACAGCGGAGCCCGUGGAAACUGUCGCCGAAGUCCCAGCUACCGAAACCGUUGAGGAAACUGCCAAGACUGAAGACGCCCCUAAGGUGGAAGAGAACGCCGAAGCUGUUUCUACUACAGAGACACCCGCCGAGGAAUCUACCCCUCAGCCAGCUGUCGAAGAGUCAAAGACCGAAGAGACUGUUCCUGAGCCAACCAAGGAGGAAGCCGCUCCUGAAUUCACCACCGAAAGCGUUGCUGAGCAUGUUUCUGAACCUGCCAAGAUCACCGAGGCAGCACCCGCCGUCGAAGCCGCUGAAGAAGUCGCCAAACCCGAGGAAAUUACACCUGAGGUUGCAUCGGAAGAUUCUACCGUCGAAGCUACCAAAGAGGAAGCGGCAAAGGACGCCCCUGUUGAGCAUGAGUCUUCAACUGAAAUCGCAUCUGAGCCCGUCGAGGCGGCUGUGGCUGAAGAGCCUACCGCCGAGAAGGCCGCGGAGGUUGUUCAAGACGCCCCUCAAGAGGAACCAGCUACCAGUGAGAUUUCUGAGACUGUCGUGACUGAGAAGCCCGUAGAGGAAGUCACUGCUCCUGAGACUGUAUCCGAGCCCGUUGUCGAAGCCCCAGCUACCCCUGCAGCUGAGGAGAAGACGGAGGAGGAGAAGGUUGAGGAGACCGAGCCUGUUGUUUCUGAGGAGCCCGUUGCUGAGAAGGCCGUCGAAACCGAGACUGUUCCCGAGGAACCUGUCAAGGAAGAGACUCCCGUUGAACAGCCUGCCUCUGAAGAAUCUCCCGCCGAUGUCCCAGCUACUGAGCAGCCUGCCGUUGAAGAGGUUACCACCACCGACAAGCCCGAUUUCGUUGAGGAGCAAGUCAAGGAAGAACCUGUUGUUGAGCAGGCCGCUGUUGAGGAUGCCCCUAAGGAGGAAGCUGUUGCUGAGCCCGUCGCUGAGCCCGUCGCUGAGCCCGUCGCUGAGCCCGUCGCUGAGCCCGUCGCUGAGCCCGUCGCUGAGCCCGUCGCUGAGCCCGUCGCUGAGCCCGUUGCCGAAGUGGUCAAGGAGGCUGAGAAGCCCGAAACCGAGGAGCCCGCUCAAGUCGAGUCUAAGGAGGAGGUUACACCCGAAAAUGAGAUCUCCGCUGAAGCUGUGACUGAGGAUAAGGCUGCCGAGGAGGUUUCUGACGCUCCUGUUACCGAAGCUACUGAGCCUGUCGCUGCACCUGCUGUUGAGGAGAAGCCAGUUGAAGAACAACCAGUCGUGGAGUCUACUGAAGAGACUACUCCAGAGCCUGUCGUGGAAACACCCGCCGAGGUUGAGCACAAGGAAAUUGUUGAAGAGGCCCCUGUUGCUCUUGCUGAGACCACCACUGAAGAGGCUCAGCCUGAGGCUACCCCGGAGCCAGCUGUUGUGGAAACUCAGCCUGAGACAGAGGUUACUGAGCCUGUUUCCGAAGAAACCCCUGUCCCGGUCGCUGAAGCUCAGGUUGAAGAACCUACUGUUUCUGCUGUUCCUGAGGCUGCUGUCCUCGCAGAGGCCCCGGCUGUCAUCGAGGCUACAUCUGUCCCCGAAGAGACCAAGACUGAAGAGCUUCCUGCUGCUACAUCCGCUGUUGUGGAAACUCAGCCCGAGACAGAGGUUACUGCGCCUGUUUCCGAAGAAACCCCUGUCCCGGUCGCUGAAGCUCAGGUUGAAGAACCUACUGUUUCUGCUGCUACCGAGGUUCCUGAGGCUGCUGUCCUUGCAGAGGCCCCGGCUGUCAUCGAGGCUACAUCUGUCCCCGAAGAGACUAAGACUGAAGAGCUUCCUGCUGCUACUCCCACUGUUGUGGAUGAGCCUAUUGAGAAGGCUGCUCCUGUUGAAGAGCCAGUUGCAGAGCCAGUUGCAGAGCCAGUCGCCGAGGUGACUACCGCUGAAGAGCCUGUCACCGAGGCUCCUGCUGCUGAAGAAUCAACCAUCCACGAGCCUGUGGCUGAGGCUGUUAAGCCUGAUGAGUCUGCUGUUGAAGAAGCUACUCGGGAGGUUGAGCCGAUUGCUACGGAAGCUACUGAGUCUAAGCCUGAAGAGCCAACUGAGGUUAAGGAGGAAUUCAAGGAGGACGUCGCUACCCCUGAAGCUGUUGUAGAGGAUUCAACCCCUGCAGUCGUUGCUGAUGUGGAGCCUUCUACCGAGGCUGCUGUUCCCGAGACUCCUGCUGCCGAAGCUGCUCCUAUUGCUGAGGAGACUCCUGUAGUCGAAGCAGUUCCUGUUGAGGAGACUCGUGCCGUUGAGGAGACUCCUAUCGCCGAAUCGGCUGCUGUUGAAGAGGCUUCUGUCCCUGAAGCAGCUCCUGUCGUUGAGGAGACACCAGCUGUUGAGACUCCUGUUGCCGAAGCUGCCCCUGUUGUCGAAGCUGCCCCUGUUGUUGAGACACCUGUUGUCGAAGCUGUCCCUGCUGUCGAAGCUGCUGCUGAGGAUACUCCCGCCGCCGAGAAAGCUCCUACCGUCGAGGAAGCUCCUACCGUCGAGGAAGCUCCUACCGUCGAGGAAGCUCCUACCGUCGAGGAAGCUCCUACCGUCGAGGAAGCUCCUACCGUCGAGGAAGCUCCUACCGUCGAGGAAGCUCCUACCGUCGAGGAAGCUCCUACCGUCGAGGAAGCUCCUAUCGUUGAAAAGGCUGUUGUUGCCGAUGAGACCCCUGUUGUCGAAGAGACCCCAGCCGUCGAAGAGAACCCAGCCGUCGAAGAGACCCCAGCCGUCGAAGAGACCCCAGCCGUCGAAGAGACCCCAGCCGUCGAAGAGACCCCAGCCGUCGAAGAGACCCCAGCCGUCGAAGAGACCCCAGCCGUCGAAGAGACCCCAGCCGUCGAAGAGACCCCAGCCGUCGAAGAGACCCCCGCUGUUGAGGCUCCCGUCGCUGAGGAGACACCCGCUGCUGAGACUCCUGUUGUCGAGAAGGCUCUUGUUGGCGAAGAGGCCCCUGUUGUUGAAGAGGCUCCUGUUGCUGAGGCUCAUGUCGCUCCCGUCGUCGAAGAGACUCCUGUUGUUGAAGCUCCUGUUGCCGAAGAAGUCCCUGUUGCGGAGACUACCGAGGCUGAAGCUGAACCUGUUACGCAAGAAAUUAGCCGUCCACACUCCGCAGAAAGCGAUGUGUAUGGCGCGCUGCUUACUGGCCUACGUCCACAGACGGCUUGGACACCAAGCCCUGCUGGUCAGGAAGAGUCUGUUGCCGAGGAAGAGACUGUGACGAAGGAUGUACCUGCAUCGGAUGAGGCAGUAGCAAAUGAGGCUGAGCAUGCCUCUCAUGAUGAGCCCGCUGAAGAGUCUAAGCAAGAAAGUGUUUUGACCCCAGAAGCCAUCACUGCCGGAGUUGCUGCCGCUGGCCUCGCUACUGGUGUUGCUGCUGUCGCUGCCACACACGAAUCCGAAAAUAAGACCGAAGAUAAUACUAAGAGCGAGACUCCUGCUGAAGUGCAGCCUGAAGACCGUAAGCCUUUGCUGUCGAUUCCCGCGAAUAACGCAUCUGUGCCGUCCUUCGAAGCUGAUCCGGAUCUUGCAGCGCUCGCUGGCGAUCGUGAAGCCCUUCUCCGCAAACUCAACUUGCCCUCUACCGACCAGCUGACCGCCGCUGUAACUGCCCAAUCUGCUGCCACCGAUGACAACAAAGCUCAGACAGCUCCUGAGGCUCAACCCGCCUCCGAGUCGAGCAAGAAGCCCACUGCCGCCCCGGGUAGCACCCUGGAAAUCCCCUCCGGUACUGCACCAACAAAUGGAGAUGAAGAUGCUCGCCCACCGAGCCAGAGCCGGUCAGUGACUGCUCUUUCUAUGAAUAAUGCACCUGACAAUUGGCUCAAGGUACUCUUGCGCACGGUCUUCAAAAGCAUUGGACGGAUCAUCCGUCCUUGGUCCUGGGGCAAGAAAUAG
Penicillium angulare is the source of this 4647-nucleotide messenger RNA. RefSeq names its product PT repeat family protein. The record is from RefSeq and is a predicted model, not a curated record. The transcript has 2 exons. The coding region runs from base 1 to 4647 and encodes 1548 amino acids. NCBI's taxonomy places the organism in Eukaryota, Fungi, Ascomycota, Eurotiomycetes, Eurotiales, Aspergillaceae.